Molecule: messenger RNA, 1269 nt
Organism: Diorhabda carinulata
Lineage: Eukaryota; Metazoa; Arthropoda; Insecta; Coleoptera; Chrysomelidae
Exons: 5
Coding region: 243-1229 (328 amino acids)
Molecular function (GO): ADP-ribose diphosphatase activity; NADH pyrophosphatase activity; NAD binding
Source: RefSeq, a predicted model, not a curated record
GAAGUUUUACACAAAUGAUCACAGAUCACGUUUGUGGAAAUUAUGCAAUAUAUUCAAAAUUCAAACGUCAGAAAUACCUUCAAGCCCAAUAGCAAUAUGUCAUAACAAGGAAAUAUAUACGUAAGAGGUCAACAAAAAUUGAACUCAAAAUUCAAGGUCUACUUUUAAUAAUAAAUGUUAUAUUUCAAAGUGUAAUUAAAUAUAAUACAAACUAGUAAUAAAAUGAAAAAAAUACAGUUUACAUGUCUUAUGUAUUAAGUUUUGUUACCUCGAUAGGGAGCAGAUCAAAGUUUCCUUUAAACAGAUUAUGCUCCAUUGUUAUUAAACAUAUUCAUGGACCUUGGAAAACUAAUGAGGUAGAUGUAGAUAUAUCUAAAAAAUUUUCAAGAAAUGUGAUGGCUUCUUCAAAUACAAACCUUUUUAACGGAAAAUUGGAUAGAUUCAAAGGAAUCACUAUCGAUUCACAAACUGAACAAUGCAUUAAUAGUCAAGAAUUUUCUCAGAAAUUACAAGGUUCUCUUUUAAAUUGGAGAGAAAGUGGUCAUAGAGGAAUUUGGUUUAAAGUGCAUCUAAAUCAAUCAGAUUGGAUUCCAGUGUUGGUCAAAAAUGGAUUUAAAUUUCAUCAUGCCAAAGAAGAAUAUGUAAUGAUGGUGUUAUGGUUAUCUACAACUGAAACAAGUAAUAUUCCUAAUUAUGCCCAUACCAUGUUAGGUGUUGGUGCUGUUGUUAGUAAUGACAAUAACCAAGUACUAGUUGUCAAGGAAAAAUAUUAUCCAGGGAAUAUGCCACACUAUAAACUGCCAGGAGGAUACGUAGAACCUGGGGAAAAUAUUGUUGACGCUGCUGUACGUGAAGUAUAUGAAGAGACUAAUAUCAGAGGUGAAUUCCAGUCAGUUUUGACUCUUCGGCAUACCCACAAGGGCAUGUUUGGUUGUUCAGAUAUUUAUACAAUAGUUCAUUUGAAGGCACUUACUAAUGAAAUAAAAAAAUGUGACCGAGAAAUUGUUGAAUCGAAGUGGAUGGACAUUUCAGAAUAUAUGGUUCAUCCUCAUAUUCACGAACUGAAUAAAUUUUUUCUUCAAAAAUAUUUAGAUUAUAACACAAAAAGAAUUAAAAUUGACUGUUUCCAUGGUUAUCAUCCUGUAAUCAACAAACCUUAUACAAUAUAUUCUGUAACUAGCAAAGAUCGAGAUCAAAAUAAUGAAACCAUUGUUGUAUCGAAAGAUUAAAAAAUGUCAUCUUGAAAAAUAAACUGUGAUUGUUUCAAAA